Messenger RNA from Gongylonema pulchrum, 920 nucleotides. NCBI's taxonomy places the organism in Eukaryota, Metazoa, Nematoda, Chromadorea, Rhabditida, Gongylonematidae. The record is from the annotation of a GenBank genome assembly.
UUGUUUUCGGCUGGCAAAGAUAAAAGCGCCUGUGUGUGGUACAUCGAGAACGGUGAGCGUAUUGGCACAUACGAUGGGCACGGUGGCGUUAUCUGGGACAUCGAUGUGUCCUGGGACACCACGCGUCUCUGCUCCGCUUCCGGUGACGUCUACGUUAAGCUAUGGGAUUCGGAGACAGGCGUUGCGAUCACUUCAAUAGCAACGCCAACCUCGGCGCGAUCGAUCAGCCUCUCCUACAGUGCGAAUCUCGUCGCUUUUACUACAAUUAAAAUGACACAAAAUAUGGCUUCACUGUGCGUCUACGAUAUACGAGAUGCUCAGCAGCUGAAAGGAGAGCAGCCGUUAUUUAGGAAGUCACUUCAGACACAGGCAUUUUCUUGUGUCUGGACACACCUAGACGAUACGCUGUGCAUUGGUAAUGAAAAAGGAAAUUUGCAUCAGUACGAUAUACGAAAAGGAGUUGGCAGUGAUGAUGUAGUGAAUUUCAAUGACGAAGCACACAAAUUUCAAAUCAAUGAUAUGCAAAUGAGCGCUGAUGAAAGCUUUUUGAUAACGGCAUCAAAAGACAAAACCGCUCGCUUAUUCGAUGCAAGGACCCUGGACUGCCUGAAAACAUACAAAGCGGAGCGGCCGGUCAAUUCAGCGGCAAUUUCGCCAAUCAGGGAUCAUGUGAUUUUGGGUGGUGGUGAAGAGGCGAUGAAAGUAACGCAAACAACUGCUGCGUCCGGACAUUUUGAAGCGAAAUUAUAUCACUUGGUGUUUGAAGAGGAGUUUGCGCGUUUCAAGGGACAUUUCGGCCCUAUAAAUACUUUGGCAUUCCAUCCAAGUGGUAAUUCGGUUGUUUCUGGUGGCGAGGACGGUUACGUUCGUAUACAAGAAUUUGAUGCUGAUUAUAUGAAGUUUGAUUAUGAUUUGUAAUU